GUAUGAAAAACAAGAAAGUUAACUGUCAAAAUUUCAAAGCGUGACAUAUCAAUCAGCCGUUUGUACUUUUCUAAAAAUUGUUAGCCAAUUUUCUGGUGACAAAAAGUGAGUGUUUAUCGUGCAAUAAAACGUAUGGAUGCUUGAGUUUUUAUAGAGCAUGUCUGAUCAAGAAAAAAAGGGUGUGUCUAGUGCCAUCGGCAGCUCUGUAGUCAUGGUUGAACAGACGACGGACGGUCGGCAUAAACAACCAUACAGACCCACCGAGCUUCAAGAUGACAACGAGAUGUAUCAAAAACGAUCGAAAGCACCCGUUGUACCUUCUGUAGCUGAGGAAUUGAAACAUAUAAAUGAAGAAUCAGCAAAUGCCAUUGCGGAGAAGAGAGAACGGAAGGAGUGUGAAGCCAUGUCUUCUGAAAAGCACAAGCAUGCCAAAAAAUUAUCCUCAAAUACCAAAAGACGAGAAUCUUCGCCAGAGUCUAUUGCUAUGUCUGCUAUUGAUGUGGACAAAAAGAGAAUGCUACCACCAUCGCAACCUAUUCCCCUAGACGUAGAUACAGCGCUUUCUGGGGCACAUGACCUAACUGUAGAAAAGAAUGCACCCAGGAAACCUGACGAAGACAGCAUUACCGAAGAAAUUGCAGAAUUGCGGACUCCCGAAUUGGAGAAGAAACAUUCAAACUGGAAGACAAAUUCACCGAAGGCUAAAAGAGAAAUAUCCUGGGAGGAUAAAGAAUAUCAAGAUAAUGUAAUUUUAAAAGAAAUGAUAGCCAGAAGCGAAAUCUGGAUGUUAGAUCGCAAAGCCUCGGUUGGUCCUUGCUAUCGUCCUGGGAUGCCCUUCGAAGGACCUUCUGGCAUCACAAUUUGCUUACCAAAGAAAUCUCUAAAAACUAUCAGCCAACCAUCUGGAAUAAGCAUCAAUAUAUCAAAGAAAUGCAUUGUUAACAAGGAUAAGAAAUCGGAGGCAGCUGUCCAGGGCAACUGCGAAUGUUCCUUCAACAAAUUUCUCACUAACGUGAAAGAGAAAUUUUACAAUCUACAAAAUAAAAUUAAAAAUGUUCUUCAUGUAUAAACGUCAAACGUUUUACAUUUUAUGAUUAUUUAUGGUCUAUGUGCUAAUUUUUUUUU
This is a messenger RNA of Danaus plexippus (monarch butterfly), 1125 nucleotides long. RefSeq lists its product as uncharacterized. Bases 158 to 1069 code for a protein of 303 amino acids. Lineage: Eukaryota; Metazoa; Arthropoda; Insecta; Lepidoptera; Nymphalidae. The record is from RefSeq and is a predicted model, not a curated record. The transcript is spliced from 9 exons.